CCCCCCCCCCCCCCCCGUCGCUCCGGGGGUUCCCGGUCGGUGGGGCGGCGAUCAGGCAGCGCAUUGAACCCCUAUGUGUCGGUGCCUGGCGGGGUCCUGCCUCCGGAGCCCGUGCGGGGAUGUCUGGGAGACCCCGCGCCGACUGCUGCUCAAACAUCACGUUGACAUGGAUGAUGAAGAUGGCCGGUGCCUGCUAGAUGUAAUUUGCGAUCCUCAGGCCUUGAACGAUUUUUUACAUGGAUCCGAAAAGAUUGACAGUGAUGAUCUCCUGGACAACACAGGAGAUGCAGCCAGUGCCUUUUUUGAAGGUGCUGGGCUGCACGUACAAGAGUCCUCCGGCAACCAUCUGAGCACCGAGCAGAGCCAGCCCACGACCAGCGUGGACCUUGACUUUUUAGAAGAUGACAUCCUGGGGUCACCGUCCAGCAGUGGGGCGAACCUGCAGAACUCAGACCAGCCCUGUGACAUCCUCCAGCAGAGCCUGCAAGAGGCCAACAUCACCGAGCAGACGCUGGAGGCGGAAGCCGAGCUGGACCUGGGCUCCUUCCAGCUUCCCACCCUUCAGCCGGUGGUACAGACAGCCUCCGAUGGCACCCCGCAGAUUUUCUCCAGUGGAGCCGACCUGAUCGGGCUGCAGCAACCCGCUGUCCUGACGCACCAAGCCCUGGUGCAGCAGUCGGUAGGAGCAGAUGUUGUCAAUAAGGCCAUCAGCGUUCAGCCUUUCCUCCAGCAGGUCGGCUUGGGGAACGUCACCAUCCAGCCCAUCUCCAAUCUCCAGGGCUUGCCCAACGGCAGCCCCAGCGGGACGCUGGGCAUCGGGCCGAUUCAGGUGGUCGGGCAGCAAGUGAUGGCCAUCAACCAGCCGGCGCAGCAGAUCAUUGCCAAGCAGGUUCAGCCUUCCCAAGUGGCCACCAUGCCCGUCGGCAGUUACAUCACCCAGACGGCGCCCGAGCAGCAGCAGGUCACCCUCGCCUCGACGGGGGUCUCUCCGCAGAGCGCUGGUCUCGUCAUCCAGAAGAACCUGCCGACAGUGGCCACCACGACGCUGAACGGGAACUCCAUGUUCGGGAGCAUGUCCGGGACUCAAGGCUCCCAGCCGCUCACCGUCACCUCGAACUUGAGCAGCCCCUUGGUGCAGGCCCAAAACGUCAUCAUUCACAGGACGCCCACCCCGAUUCAGCCCAAACCCGCCGGGGUCCUCCAGCAGAAACUGUACCAGAUCACCCCCAAGCCCUUCGGUUCCAACACCACCACCCUGACCAUCCAGAACGAAGCUGCCCUGCAGCAGCAGAAGGCCCAGCAGAACCUGACCUUCAUGGCCAGCAAACCCGGGCAGAACGUGGUGCUGUCGGGCUUCCCCCAAGGGCUUCCAGCCAACGUCUUCAAGCAGCCGCCACCACAGCAGCAAGCCCUCAGCAAGCCCAUGAGCGUCCACUUGCUGAACCAGGGCAGCAGCAUCGUCAUCCCUGCCCAGCACGUCCCGCAGGCCAUGCUGCAGGGCCAGAACCAGUUCCUCCUCCCUGGGCAGCUGGCGGGCACCUCCGCCAUGCAGAUACCCCAGCAGCUCUCUGCCUUGCAGGCCAACAUGGGAGGGCAGAUCCUGACCACCUCCCACCCAGGCGGGCAAGCCCAUAUCAUAACUAGCCAAGGGCCAGGUGGACAGCUGAUAACCAACCAAGCCUUGCCGGCCCAGAUCCUCACCAACCAGAACAUCGCUAGCCAGCUGAACCUGGGCCAGGUGCUCACCUCGCAGAACACCCAUGGCACCGCUCACAUACUCUCAGCUCCCAUCCAGCUCCAGCCCGGCCAGGUGGGUCAGCCGGCUCUCUUCCAGAUGCCUGUUUCACUGGCGGGCAGCUUGACCACACAGAGCCAACCCUCGGUGGCCGCCUCACUGGGCCAGACGGGGCAGACAGUGAUCCAGGGGGUGACGUUGCCCAACCAGGUGGCCAUGCUCAACACCACCGAGAACCUCGGCCAGGCGGUGAGCAUCCAAGCCUCUGCCACCACCAGUAGCCAAAGCCCUGGCCUCGUCCAGCCACAGCCUGCCUCGGGGGCCAGCCUGCUGCCUAGCGCCGACCAGUCCUCCAUCCUCACUGUCCAAACCACCUCCCAGCCGCCCGCUCCGCUCCAGCUCAACGUGCCGCCGCCGCCUCCGCCACCUGCCCAGCAGCCUGUGACUUCCCAGCCCAGCCCCAGCUUGGCCUCCAGCCCAGAGAAGAUCAUCCUGGGGCAGGCAGCUGCCGGAGCCAUCAUCAACCAGGACUCCGUGCAGAUGUUCCUACAACAGUUACCUGCAGGGCAGCAGAAGCUCCCUGGAGCCUCCCCGUCCCCUUCGCUACCUCAUCCUCCCCUGGGGGAGAGCCCACAGCUCCCGGCCACCCACCUCUCCCAAAUGCAGUCCCCCCACCCCUCCCGCCCUCCCUCCCAGCCCCAGCCCCUCUCCCGACCCCCCUCCCAACCCCACUCACGCCCUCCCUCCCAGCCACAGACCCUCUCCCGGCCCCCCUCCGAGCCACUCUCCCGCUCCUGCACCCCCCAGGCACCCAUGCCCAGCCUCUACGUCAUCCAGAACCAGCUGGCCUUGUCCCCGUCGGGGGGGGGGCAGCAUCCCCUGCGCCCACCCUCCCAGCCCCAGCCGCCUUUCCAGCCGCCACCGGCGCAGGCAGAAGCUGCCCCGCCGCCAGCGCAGCUCCAGGUCCAGCUCCCAGCCCCAGCGGAGGUCCAGCAUGCCCACUCCCCCCACUUCCAGCUGCAGUUUCCAUCCCAGGGCCAGAUCAAACCUCCCACUCCCACCCACGCUCUCCACCUAACUGCGGAGCAGCAGAGGAACUUUCCGAUGGUCCCGAGCCAAUUCCAAACCCUCCCGGCCAUCCCCAACCCCGCUCCUCAGCAGAAGCAAAUACUGGACAGGUUCCAGCAGGUGCCCCAGGGGAUCAUCCUGCAAACGAAGCAGCAGCCUCCCACCAGCCAGGCUUCCCCCGCACUUAGCCAGUUCAGCAGCCCAUCCUCCUCCGUCCUGGUGAGCGGCCAGGGGCAGGCGGUAACGACGAUGCCGGCCCCCACGCACAGCCACGCACCCACCGCCCUCCCGCCUUCCACCGCAGGUAUUACUGCCCCAGUUCCUGCAGAGAGUAAAACCUUCUCCAGCGUUUCCACGCCGAUUUCUGCUGGGAAAGGGGCUGCAGCCCAGGGGAAGUCAGGAACGCCUCUUGCCAUACAGCAGCCAGUUCAGACUAAGCCUGGCGUGAUCAGUUCUGUCUCAGGCCUGAACCUCGGGAAAGGUCCCUUGCAGAUCCAGGUUGUUGGGAAAGGAUUACCGCAGCUCGUGCCCUCGGUCCCCGUGCAAGGCCAACAGCUGCAAUAUGACAGCAAGCUUGGUCUGAAGAAAGCCCCAACACUACAGCCCAGCAAGGAAGCUUGUUUUCUGGAGCAGCUGCACAAACACCAGGGCGCGGUGCUGCAUCCUGACUACAAGACGUCCUUCCGCUCCUUCAACGAUGCCUUGCAGCGGCUCCUGCCCUACCACGUCUACCAGGGGAUGCUGCCCUCUGCUCAAGACUACAGGAAGGUGGACGAGGAGUUUGAAGUGGUGUCUACCCAGCUGCUAAAGCGCACACAAGCGAUGUUGAACAAGUACCGCCUGCUGCUCUUAGAGGAGUCUCGGAGAGUGAGUCCGUCUGCGGAGAUGGUGAUGAUCGACCGCAUGUUUAUACAGGAAGAAAAGACCAUGUUAGCGCUUGACAAGCAAUUGGCAAAGGAGAAACCAGACGAGUACGUCUCCUCGUCCUCCCGCUCACAGAGCCUCUCUUCCUCGGCAGCCCUGGCCUCGUCUCCAGCUCGAACGCCAGCCCCUGAGAGCCUGAAGGUGCCCCCCGUGCAGAUGACCCCCCCCAUCCACCCCACCAAGCUGGUGAUCAAGCACAGCGGGGGCUCCCCGUCGGUCACCUGGGCCAAGGCAUCCCCCUCUCUGGACGGGGACGAGGACGCCUUGCCCUCGAGGAGCAAACCCCCCAUCAAAACCUACGAGGCGCGCAGUCGGAUCGGCCUCAAGUUGAAAAUCAAGCAGGAGGCCGGCCUCAGCAAAGUGGUCCACAACACCGCCUUGGACCCCGUGCACCAGCCGCCCCCCGUGUGCCACGUCAUCAAAGGACCCGACCCGCACGCCUCCGGCACCGUCGUCACCCCAGCCACCGGGCAGAUGAACGGGACCGUUGACCAUGUAACCUCGGCUCCCGCCGAGAAGAAACCCAUCGUGACCUACUGCCGGCUCCCUCUUCGCAAGACCUACCGCGAGAACGUGGACGCUUUCGUGGCCGAGAAACCCGCCGACGCCUGCCCCAAGGGGAGCGCCCCGAAAGCCGACAAACUCCCCGGCGCCCUCGUCAUCAAGCAGGAGGACGGAUCCAGGAGCGUGAUCACCUCCCACAAGAGCCAGGACAGCCCUUCGGCGACCGCCGCGGAGAAGAGCCGGCCGGAGGAGAGCUCCAAGCUCCUCUUCUUCAACAGGAGCGACGCUCGCUCCCUGGUCCUGCAGGACAGCCCGGCCCCGCAGAAGACCGACGACUCCACCAGUGGCCUUAUGAAGGAGCUUGCGGAAGUCGAGGACGAAUUUUACCGCGGGAUGAUAAAACCCGAGCCCCCCGACCAGGGUUCGGGUUCAGAACUCACCUGGGAGGUGCCGCUGCCCCCGGCCAAGCGUAGAAAGUCGGAGUCCUUCGAGGUGGACAACGCCAGCUUCUCCAGCGACAGCCCCCAGGACGAUUCCCUCAACGAGCACCUCCAGAGCGCCAUCGACAGCAUCCUCAACCUGCAGCAACCUCAGACUGGGGGCCAGAACGUCCGGACGCCUUCCUCUUCUUACAACUCCUCCUCCUCCCCCUUCUCCUCACCCGUCCACCGUACGGACGCCUACCUUGCCCCUAAUCACAACGGUGGCCUUGGAGCAAGGACGUUGAACAGAUAACAGAGAACCCAAACGAAGCGGCAGCGGGACACUGAACAAGGACUGGAGAGGAAGAAGAAGGAGGAGAAGAAGCAGCAGCAGCUCUUGCUGGUUGGAUGCGGUUGAGCGCCCCCCCUCCGGUGGUGCCGCCUCCCAGAGACCCGACGGGCCGGGCCUGGGACGGGAGGGACGGGGAAACGGAGGGCGUCCCUGGGAUGUUUUGCCCUCGUGUUUAUAAAAAUGGGGGGGGUUUCGGAUGUUUUAAAGUGCGGGCGGAGGUCGGAUUUACGAUCCGCAUGACCUCGGCGGCAAGUGCGGUGCGACCGAGCGCCCGGGGGUGGACUGGUGGGGCUCGUAGGUAUUGUCGGCUGUGUAAUUUAGAUUCUGUAACAAAUUGCUAAUAUGAAUAUCUGA
Messenger RNA from Aquila chrysaetos chrysaetos, 5359 nucleotides. RefSeq names its product BRD4 interacting chromatin remodeling complex associated protein (gene BICRA). Lineage: Eukaryota; Metazoa; Chordata; Aves; Accipitriformes; Accipitridae. The record is from RefSeq and is a predicted model, not a curated record. Gene Ontology annotation, biological process: positive regulation of DNA-templated transcription. Gene Ontology annotation, cellular component: SWI/SNF complex.